GGUAAAGGGGGAGAGACCACAAACAGAGAAACAUACUCAGAAGAUCAGAGGAGCACACACACGCAGACAAAGAGACAAGGCAACACAUUCAAGAUAACACAGACAUGCAACUCUAUUGACAAAAACACACAGGAACUUUGUUGACACAGAUAUACACAGGGGCCACAGACACCCAAACACAAAGCAACACCUAAAUCCAAUCACGGAAUACAAAGACAGAGAAAGACUAACUUAUUUAGAAACACUUACACACAGAACCAGCCAGCCUUACACACACACACACACACACACACACACACCUGGAGGGAAGCAUGAGUACCCUGCAGCUGCGACAGGAGAAGAUGGUGAACGGCCACGGAUCGGGACUGCAGACGUGCACGGAGCGGCAAAGAACGCAGGAGGGGGUGGUGGGAUUGAUCCGGGCGUCUCUGGAGGCCAAGGAGUUCGCCUACUGCCCUUACAGCAAGUUCCGCGUCGGGGCAGCCCUCCUGGCCCACGACGGGAAAGUGUUCACAGGCUGUAAUGUGGAGAACGCCUGCUACAACCUGGGCAUCUGCGCAGAGAGGAACGCCAUCUCAAAAGCCGUCUCGGAAGGCUACAGGGACUUCAAAUCUAUUGCCAUUGCCAGCGACCUGUCUGAUCAGUUCAUCUCUCCGUGCGGAGGCUGCAGACAGUUCAUGAGAGAGUUUGGGGCCAGUUGGGACGUCUACCUGUCCAAACCUGACGGCACCUAUGUGGAGAUGACUGUCGAUGAGCUACUGCCAGGAUCCUUUGGACCCGAGGAUCUCAACAUGAAGAAAGUACACAACAUUCCCAACGAGUUCUAACAUCCGAUACCUAGACUUCAACUACUAAUCCAAAGAUCCCAGACAAGAACUUUUGACAACUGGUGCUUUGUCAGUAGGACAAAACUGCUGUGAUACAUGAUGGAGAAGUCGUAUGUUCCCGAGUGAUUCACAUGAGCCACUGUCUUCAAUGUAAUUAUGCCUAUGUGUAUAUAUUUGGAGGUAAUGAUAUGAUAUAUGUGUAUUCCAAAGAAUUAUUUAAGAUUGAUUGUAUACUGAAAUAAACCUACUGAGGUAGUAGUAAA
This is a messenger RNA of Alosa alosa (allis shad), 1090 nucleotides long. It is a transcript of the gene cdab, whose product is annotated as cytidine deaminase b. NCBI's taxonomy places the organism in Eukaryota, Metazoa, Chordata, Actinopteri, Clupeiformes, Clupeidae. The record is from RefSeq and is a predicted model, not a curated record. Gene Ontology annotation, cellular component: cytosol. Bases 312 to 827 code for a protein of 171 amino acids. The transcript has 4 exons. Gene Ontology annotation, molecular function: cytidine deaminase activity; zinc ion binding.